ACUCAGUUUGCAAAUUUCAAUAAUAUUGAAUACUGACUUAGAAAGCCAUGAAUUUUAAACAUUAAACAAAAAGAAGUCAAUAUUAUAAAUACAUAUAAGCAUUAAUUAAAAAAAAAUGCAUUUUAUGAAAAGAUUGUUAAUGGUUUCCCCUAGAUCAUGGGGACAUUUUCCAAUGCAGGCCAGCGAACCGAAUUCGUUUCCAACACUUGGGAGAAGUUAUCGCAAUUUCGAGAAACUUAUGAAGGGAAAGAAGGAUGAUGAUUGCGAAUGUCCUCCAGACGAUUUUGAUCCAUGUACAGAAGAUCAACACGAAGAUGCAGCUAAAUCAAAGGUCUCAACAUCGUGCAAAGACGGAUCGCCUCAGCCAAGAGUAGGUCAGAUACAUGCGGUUAUUGGUCCUGUUGUUGAUGUGUUUUUUGAAGAUGAAAUACCCGAGAUCCUGAAUGCAAUGGAGGUUUCCGAUUAUAAAGAUGGAAAUCGUUUAGUGUUGGAGGUAUUUCAUCAUUUAAGCAACAAUAUCGUACGUUCUGUGGCCAUGGACAGCACUGAGGGUUUACGACGUGGACAAAAGGUAGUUGAUACUGGACAUCCAAUUCGUGUCCCUGUCGGCCGAGCUACAUUGGGCCGUAUUCUGAACGUUACCGGAGAUCCCAUUGACGAAAGAGGCCCUAUUAAAUCGGAAUUUUAUUCUUUUAUUCAUGCUGAAGCCCCGGAAAUGACAGAUUUGUCAGUUAACCCUGUUUUACUUCAAACCGGAAUAAAGGUAAUCGAUUUAUUGGCUCCAUAUGUAAAAGGUGGAAAAAUUGGCUUAUUUGGUGGAGCUGGAGUGGGAAAAACAGUGUUGAUCAUGGAAUUAAUUAAUAACAUUGCAAAAGCCCAUGGAGGCUAUUCGGUAUUUGUAGGCGCUGGAGAACGCACACGAGAGGGGAACGAUCUUUAUAUGGAAAUGAUUGAGUCAAAAGUUAUUUCUUUGGACGAUGAUACCUCCAAGGUAACAUUAGUGUAUGGACAAAUGAAUGAACCACCAGGUGCACGAUCCCGGGUUGUAUUAACCGGCCUCACAAUAGCAGAAUAUUUUCGUGAUAUGGAAGGUCAAGACGUACUGCUUUUCAUUGAUAAUAUAUUUCGAUUCACUCAAGCUGGAUCAGAAGUGUCAGCUUUACUAGGACGGAUUCCGUCUGCAGUUGGUUAUCAACCGACAUUGGGCACCGACAUGGGAACUAUGCAAGAGCGCAUUACAAGCACCAAAAAUGGCUCCAUUACAUCGGUGCAGGCCGUAUAUGUACCUGCUGAUGAUUUGACCGAUCCAGCACCGCAAACUACAUUUUCGCAUCUAGAUGCCACAACAGUUUUGUCAAGACCAAUUGCUGAGUUGGGUAUCUACCCCGCAGUUGAUCCGUUGGAUUCAUCCUCGCGCAUAAUGGAUCCCAUGAUAGUGGGAGAUGAACAUUAUACUGUAGCACGAUCCGUUCAAAAAACACUGCAGAGUUAUAAAUCGCUGCAGGAUAUUAUAGCUAUAUUGGGAAUGGACGAACUCUCCGAAGAUGAUAAACUAACUGUGGCGAGGGCAAGGAAAAUACAGCGUUUUCUAUCGCAGCCAUUUCAAGUUGCUGAAGUAUUCACGGGGCACGCGGGCAAAAUGGUACCUUUAACCAAGACUAUUGAAGGCUUUAAGCGUCUCUUGAACGGUGACAUGGACGAUAUACCCGAAGUGGCUUUCUACAUGGUGGGAGAUAUUGAUGAAGCAAUCGCCAAAGCUAAAGACAUAGUUUUAAAAAUGAAAUGAAACUUAAUUUAUAAUAAUUUUUGUUUUACUUAAUUUUUUUUGCAAUCAACAAUACAAUAGUUUUACAAGAC
Molecule: messenger RNA, 1857 nt
Organism: Musca domestica (house fly)
Lineage: Eukaryota; Metazoa; Arthropoda; Insecta; Diptera; Muscidae
Gene: ATPsynbetaL
Product: ATP synthase subunit beta, mitochondrial
Exons: 7
Coding region: 116-1786 (556 amino acids)
Biological process (GO): proton transmembrane transport; proton motive force-driven mitochondrial ATP synthesis
Molecular function (GO): proton-transporting ATP synthase activity, rotational mechanism; ATP hydrolysis activity; ATP binding
Source: RefSeq, a predicted model, not a curated record